Adineta ricciae is the source of this 2715-nucleotide messenger RNA. The record is from the annotation of a GenBank genome assembly. Lineage: Eukaryota; Metazoa; Rotifera; Eurotatoria; Adinetida; Adinetidae.
AUGUCGAUAUCUCCACCACCAUUCAGUCCACCUCGAUCUGGCUCAAGCGAAGAAGACAACAACGAUUACCUCAACAACCUCGUCGACGCCGAUGAUGAUGAUGAAUACAUUGAUUCACCACGAACCUUAAUUUCAUCAUUUGAUCUGUACAAAAAUGCUAUUGAUCGCUUACGCUUAUCAGUUAAAUCGCAAUCCAUUGAACAGCAACAGAGUUCAUUAGAUCAUUUUAAACCAUUAUCCACACGAACAAAUGCAUGGUUAUACAUGCGUAUUCAUGAUGAUUUAUUCAGUAUACUAUCAGAACAUUUAUUAACUGACAAUUUAGAAAUCCAAUCAACGGUCUUGAGUAUUUUUGGAAAUAUUGCUUGUGAACAGGCAUCACAUGAACAGAUCUUCGAAACUAAUUUAAUCGAAAUUGUCUGUCAGAAAAUCGUCGAUGUCAGUGAGAUCGAUAUCAUUAAUCGUUGUUUUCGAUUGUUAGGCAAUGUUUGCACUGCAGAAGAUGCUGCACGGAAAAUGAUCGAUGCUGACUUGGCUCGAUCGAUGGGAAAUGUUUUACGCGAUUGUUCAGAUCCGGCAUGUUUGCAUUCAACUGUUCGUUGUUCAAGGAAAUUGAGUACAUAUGCAUUCUGUCGUGAUCGAAUGUUGGAUUCAGCGUGUCUGCUAUGCAUAUGUAAACUAUUAUUUGCUGAAAAGGUUGCUUUGAGAAAAGAAGCAAUGAAAGCUGUGUUAGAAUGGGAUACUGAAAGUUCAGAUCGAAGUCGUUGCCAAUUACGCGAAGGUGAUAUCUUUCGUUUUCUAAUUACAACGAUUGAAGCCAAAUCAGAUAAAGAAUAUCGUCAUAUUGCAUUUCGUCUUUUAAAUAAUCUUUUGCGACAUAGUGAUAUGCGUACGGAAUUUGGUGCACGUCAAGGUUUAGACUUCCUAUUGAAAUUAAUUACAAAUCAUCAAUACCAAUCCACGUACGAACAUUUGAAAUUUAUUGGUUUAUUUUGUGUCUGUUGUCAAGACACCAACAAUCGUCGUUUAAUCAAAGAGGAUAUCAACAAAUUACAACUAAUUUUCAACUAUUUAGAAAAAUACCAGUAUCGAUCAAAUUUUCUGGAUUUAUUAUUAACAGCCAUCGGACAAUUCAUAUAUGAUGAGCAAUCAUUGAGUAUCUUUGUGAAGCAAAUGCAGUUUAUUGAACGGAUGUGCGGCCUACUGGAAUCAGUGGUUAUGGUUAAAUAUGAAAAUAAUGAGAAAAGAUCUGGAGCUGAUAAUGACGAAGAUUCACGAAAAACGAAGCGAAUCAAAACAGAGCACACGACUGACGGUAAACAACAACGUAUUUCCGUAAUGAUUGAUAUCAGCGAAAGUUUAUUUACUGAAUUUGUUGAAAAUACACACUUGGAUGAAGAACGGCCAGCAUCAUCAUCAUCAUCAUCGGCUCAGAUUCCUUUGACAAACACAAAUAUUGAAACCCGUCGUCGUACUGAAGCAUUAAUUUUUACCUUGUUAUCGAAGUUCUCCUACGAUACAACGGAGAAAACUCUUCGACGUUCGCUGUAUACCCGUCGGCUUGUUUCCGUCCUGCUUCGAUACAUUUCUCUAUGCGAUGAACCCAAUCCACGUGCCGUACGAAUACUUUCUCGUUUGACAAAAAUGACCGACUGUACAGAAUAUUUACUCGAUCUUGGCUUACCCUAUUUGAUGUCGUCAAUUUUCUAUCACAAUAACUCUUCGAAACAGUCCCACGAGAAACCUACCAGCGAUGAUCAGUAUUUAUUCGAUAUUCUCCUCAAUGAUAAUCGUGCAUUUUUUCAACGCUUGUCGUGGACGAACGAACAGAAUCGGCUGAAAGCUAUUGAGUACAACCUAAUCAAGAACAUUGACAAUUGCCUGAAUACACCGUACGGUGUCAAUGAAGUCAUUCGACGAUUAAGUGAUCCGACUGUUGAUGAUAAAUCUCAUUUGAUGCUCACCGUGGUCGCUACGCUAAAAGAACAAGCGUUAAAAUCUAUUCUGUUUGAUAAAUGCUCAGGUUACGAUCAUUUACUCCUUCAAUCCACUGACGUUACUUCUUUUUGGGCUUUUCACAAGAUAGUUAGUCGAUGUACAUCUCAACAGGAUAGAAACUAUCUUUCUGAAUUUCUCAGUGAACUACAGAAACAUUGUCAAAGUUUUCCAGUCACUCAACAAACACCUAUUGAAUUGAAUAUUAAUAAUCAACAAUUGCUAACUGUUAACAUUGAUCUCUUAAGUGUACAUUCCGAGUAUUUUCAAUCCUUAUUUCACAGUCCUUUUGCUGAACGUCAUCGAUCGAUUAUUCCAAUUUAUCUACCCGAAACAGUCCCAAUCGAGUCAUUCACACAUUUAAUUAAUCUGCUUGAAAAUAACAACGAAAUCAUUCAACUAGAUCGCAUCAAGGAUUUAUUUCUUCUUUGUGAUAAAUAUCUUCUUGAUUAUUUACCCUACCGUCUCGUUCAUUACGUAUUGGAAGAAUUCCUUCAGGGACGAACAACUGAACUUGUCGAUAUUGUAUCUAAGCCAAAUUUAGUCUCAUGUCUCAUUCGAGCGUUUUUCUCUCAUUUAUUAAUCAAUAAUGCAAAUAGUUCUCUGGACGUCUUUUCCAAACUACUCACAUCCUAUCCGAACGAACUUCGGAUAUUGAUCCAUUCACUCGUACGGCAAACAUGUUGGUUUCAUGAUGAACAUUCACCUUUUCUGUCGUGA